AUAAAACUUGUUAUGUGUUUAGACAGAGGCAGACAAGAUGGCCACUUUUUCUUUUAUCGUUAUUGUUUUACUGGCAUCAGAUAUGACACAGGGAGCACCUUCCAGUAACAGUGGAAACAAUCAGGACCAGGAAAUCACCGAAAUUAAGAAGAUGAUGACGUCACAGGCAGAUAUGUUACAGGAGUAUGGGAGACGAAUAAACUUACUUGAAAAAGAAAAUCAUGAUCUUGUUAAACAAACGGAGAAGUUACAGACCGCCAAUGCUGUCAUGGAAACUAGAUUGGGUCAGUUAGAGCAAAUGAACUUUGACAUUUGCCAUGAUGAGGAUGCUUUCGUCACAACCGCUCAGUUGACAGAGGAAGACAAAGGUCAACUGCAUUCAUCGAGAUUUCAAGACCAAGCUGUUCCACAAGCAGACGAUAAACUAUCACGGAUAAGGAAAGUGGCUAAUGAGGAUAACCACACCGCCGUUGGAUUUUACGCUAGACUCUCCCCCCAUACUUUGCAACUUGGAGAGCAUCAGACUCUUGAGUUUGACCACGUUGUAACGAACGUCGGGAACGGAUACGACUCCCGACACGGACACUUCACGGCUCCUGUCGCCGGUCUGUUUUCAUUCACCUCUACCGUACUACUUUCAAGUUCCAACAACCAUCUUAUGCAGCUUAACAUAGUAAAAAACGGAGUAGACAUUGGACAUUUGUUUUCAUAUUCGGCGUUAGAUAAAGGUACCAGAACGGUUGUGCUACAAUUAUCUGUUGGAGACAUGGUCUGGGUCAGAAACCGCGACAAUAACUCGCCUGAAAUUUUUGGUUUGGGCUAUACCACGUUUUCUGGAUUCCUCAUCACACCUCUUGGUCAGAGUUAGUAGUGUAGCACUAAAGUUUGUAUAAACCAAUCAUAUACUGAAUAAAAGGUG
This is a messenger RNA of Mizuhopecten yessoensis (Yesso scallop), 919 nucleotides long. Its product is annotated as cerebellin-2-like. The record is from RefSeq and is a predicted model, not a curated record. The transcript has 4 exons. Gene Ontology annotation, molecular function: protein binding. Bases 38 to 868 code for a protein of 276 amino acids. NCBI's taxonomy places the organism in Eukaryota, Metazoa, Mollusca, Bivalvia, Pectinida, Pectinidae.